UCAGCUCCGAUAAAUUGCCACCCCCUCCAAUUAAAUCUCCGGCCGCAGUGCUUGAGGGAGACGACAUGGAAGGCCGGAAAGGCGAGAUUCAGGAAGAACUCAGAAAGAUGUACGCCAAAAUUAUUUAUCUGAGCCGGAAAUUCCGUUCCCUGGAAUCUCUAAAUAGAUGGCUUGAGGAGGCGGAAGGCGUUCGCCGAACGGAAUAUUCACGUCUCAUUGAAGAAUCUGCCCAGCGCUGUUACGAUGACCCACCUGACCAGAAGGUCUCCAAAUUGAUUGAUGAAGCGACAGAACAUUUCAGCAUGGCGAGGAUCUUUCAAAAAUAUUGGACUCCCGGGGGAGAAAUUGAUACUAAACUUAAGGAGAUUGAAGUUGAGGAUGAUCCGUUAAUGACUAUUCGCCUCGAAAUCGAGGAUUUCAAGACGGUGGACCGAAAACUACGGAUAGAGUGUGAACUGAGCCCAGACCGGGAAAGGCUCCCCUUUCUCUUGUUCCUCCUCGAGGAUGACUUUUGUGACUUGGUUGAUAAUUAUUUGCAUGAUGCAAAAGCCUACCGUUCAGCUAGAAUGGAGGAAAUAAAAAGGGAGCCAGAACUUUUAUAUUUGGUGCAGGUUCCAGAGGGCAGGCAAAGAUCUACCAAAGAACAUGUCCCUUGUCGUGAGCUUUCAAAGAUGUAUUUCACAGCAUACAGUCAGCUGUCUAGCUUGGUGGAUGCUGUUGAUGCUUUGAUUGAUGCAACAUCUCGGAAUAUUCUGAGGCUACAAAAGACUAGCAAAAAAAUUUUGCUGGUUAAAUUAUUGGCACAUAACCUGCAUCACCUUCUUACUCCUAUUGUUGAGCUCAGACUUGAUCUCUGUUUAAGCAUAGGGAUUUUCCGUGAAGAUUGUGAAUCUCGGUUGAGAUUAAAUAGGUUACAAUCUAGAGAGGUAAUGAAAACUAGUUUGGAAGACUAUUUUAACUUGAAGGCAGAGCUUACUAAUAAAGAGAGAAGAAUGGUUCGUCAUAGGGUACAAACAGUAAGAGGACUUGUAGGUGAUAAGGUUGGAGCGUAUGAAGCUGAAGAGUACUUAAUCCUGUUAACAAAGGAGUAUGAUGCAAAGAUUAAUAAAGUUCUAUAUCAAGUAGGAUUGCUUGAAGAAGUUUGGUUGGGAGACUGCUUGAAGAAGUUUGGUUGGGAGACUGCUUGAGAUCUCAUUUUGUGAAAUAGUUGCUGGUCUUCGGUUGCAAGAUUAUUGGAUUUUGGCUCCUGUGUCCGUUCAGAGAUUGUGAUUGUGCUCAUAUGAAAUGCAUGUUGGAUGUGAUUGGGCAGUUCAACUUAGUUAUGCGUCACAUAGUUAGCAGUUAUAGGUGCUCGUUUUGCCAUAAUCUUCAUGACACAUUUUGUUAAGUACACAUGUUUGUCAUUAUUGAUAAAUGAGAUUUUACUGGUGUCUUUCUUCC
Messenger RNA from Asparagus officinalis (garden asparagus), 1440 nucleotides. RefSeq lists its product as uncharacterized. The coding region runs from base 66 to 1187 and encodes 373 amino acids. Lineage: Eukaryota; Viridiplantae; Streptophyta; Magnoliopsida; Asparagales; Asparagaceae. The transcript is spliced from 12 exons. The record is from RefSeq and is a predicted model, not a curated record.